Messenger RNA from Microdochium trichocladiopsis, 537 nucleotides. RefSeq lists its product as uncharacterized. Bases 1 to 537 code for a protein of 178 amino acids. The transcript has a single exon. Lineage: Eukaryota; Fungi; Ascomycota; Sordariomycetes; Xylariales; Microdochiaceae. The record is from RefSeq and is a predicted model, not a curated record.
AUGCCUGGUUUCCUGCUGUGCUCAUUGGUGUCGUUGAUCCCCUUUCCAAGUCCUUGUCAGCACUGUCAGAGCCUUUGCGACGACAGCCAUGAGGUGCUGGCUUUUGCCAGAGCUGGUAAUCCACCCACGAGAGCUCCAGCCAGCUGUCACCGCCCGGAAACAACGGGCGCUAAUUUCAGCCAUGUCAGCACUCGUCCGACUGGUCGCAGUGGUGGCGUCUCGCCAUCUGUUCAUGCUUAUUACUUGAAGGGCGGUGCAGAAAAGAACCCGUCAAUUAUGACUAGAAAAGCCUGGCCGCAUUCUCCCAGAGACGAAACGCUACGCCGCAGUCUCAAUUUGGCUACUACUCACGACUCUGAAAAUUCCACAGUCUUCAGUGUUACUCUGGCCUCCAAGCAUGGACGACGUGCAUAUGCAGGUCAUGCAGCGGGCGUGCCGCCGAAAUCGCAGAAAUCGGAGCCGGGCUGCUUAUCAGCAAGCCCCCAGCGCUACGUCAUGACUUGCUUCCACAGCCGCGCCGCCACGGUUCAGCUCUGA